Molecule: messenger RNA, 447 nt
Organism: Ceratina calcarata
Lineage: Eukaryota; Metazoa; Arthropoda; Insecta; Hymenoptera; Apidae
Product: exosome complex component RRP43-like
Exons: 3
Biological process (GO): nuclear-transcribed mRNA catabolic process, deadenylation-dependent decay; U4 snRNA 3'-end processing; U5 snRNA 3'-end processing
Cellular component (GO): cytoplasmic exosome (RNase complex); nuclear exosome (RNase complex)
Molecular function (GO): mRNA 3'-UTR AU-rich region binding
Source: RefSeq, a predicted model, not a curated record
UAUAGGACUAUUCAUCCUGUGAAAUACUUGCAGGACCAUCUGGCACAAGAUGUUCGACCAGAUGGUAGACAAUUUUUAAGUUUUCGCCCAGUGAGUGUAAAUAUUUCAUCAAUCACACAUGCUGACAGUUCUGCUAUAUUCAAAAUUGGUAACACAACUAUUGUGUGUGGUAUUAAACAGGAAUUAGCUGCACCUAAAGCUGAAACCCCAGACUGUGGUUACGUUGUGCCAAAUAUUGAGCUCCCUCCAUUAUGUUCUCCGAAAUUUCGACCAGGCCCACCAAGUGAUCAUGCACAGGUGUUAGUAAAAUUAAUAGAAAAUAUUUUAAGAAAUUCAGCAGCUGUUGAUUUGAAAGAUCUUUGUAUCUGUAAAGGCAAAUUAGUAUGGGUUUUAUAUUGUGACCUUAUAUGUAUUAAUUAUGAUGGAUCAAUAAUUGAUGCUUGUAUU